AUGGCUGCUUCAGGAGAACCGCCCGCGAGCCAUUGUACGCCGCCGAGCAGUUCUGGAGACGCCGCUGCAGCUGCUCCGGCAGCGACCAACCCACCAGUACCCGCCACACCUGAGGCCUCAACUGGGCCGGCUGUGCUCGAAGUCGACGACGCAUCCAGUGACAACGCCUCCACCAUCGAUGAUCGUAUCUCAAGCUAUACCGCUUCACUGUCGUCCAGUAUUGUGGACUAUCCGGAGGAGUACGGUCGACGAUACCAUGCGUACCGGGCUGGAUCUUACCAUUUUCCAAACGACGAAACCGAGAUGUACCGCCUGGACAUGAACCAUUAA
Messenger RNA from Colletotrichum spaethianum, 330 nucleotides. RefSeq lists its product as uncharacterized. NCBI's taxonomy places the organism in Eukaryota, Fungi, Ascomycota, Sordariomycetes, Glomerellales, Glomerellaceae. The transcript has a single exon. Bases 1 to 330 code for a protein of 109 amino acids. The record is from RefSeq and is a predicted model, not a curated record.